UCCUGAUGUAGACAACGAUGUGCAUUAUUUUACUGAAGGUUAUUCACGAUGUUGAUUGAUCAGGUGACAGCUUUAAACAUCCACCAGAUGGCGCUGAAGGACGCAACACUUUUCACAUCGCUUUCAGGCAUCGCCUGUUUAGCAGGUGCAUCGCUUGUCACGGCAGCUGCUUGAUGCUAUAUAUUUAUAUACAAAAUUCAAAUAAACAAUCGUAAAUAUAACCCUUUAAGAAGCACGAAUCUACACUGAGCGUCGCCUGCCAUUCGUGACAGCCGUAAUGUGCAUUUCAUUGUUGACUGAACUGCAGAGAUCAAACAUUUGGCCAAAGAAUGGACCACUAUGGAUGUUUGUUUCCCUUGCGCUCAAUCCUGCUCGUGUGAAACUCAAACUGCAUAACAAUUGGAAAAGAGCUGAUACUGAAAUGUUUAAAACCAGAAAUACCAAAACAAAACAAGACAUCGAGGCGAUAUAAACUGCGCCCUCCUGCGGCUAACAAGCGACCUCCGUUUGAGCCCUCCGAGUCUCCGUACUAAAGAAAACCUGCCUCCCUAUGCCUUUAUUCGCACACCCAUCAUCUCUCCUCGCCAAAAAACACAGAACGGACAGAUGAAAAUACACGGCAAAAUAUUUAGUAUCAUCACUGGAGUGUACGCUGCUGUCAAGGGCUCUCAACAACAUGGAGAUAUAUAAUAUUCCUGCGAUAUGGCAUAAUCCUUUCAUCAGUGUGCAUUUCUUUGCGAAAAAUGAAUUAAUCGGCGUUGUCUGCAGAAAGAAAUAACGCUAUCCUUCAAGUAACUCCCUCGUUCUUUACCCAUAUUAUGAUACAACUAACUGUAUUUAACACAGAUGACACAUUUACAGUUCUUCUGAAAUAGACAGUCAGCUGAAGUGAAUACAACAAAGAUGAUUCCCUUAUAGAGGAGCUCCCUAGCUUUCAAAGGAUCAAGGUGAUAUUAGUAAAUUGCAGUCCGGGAGGUUUCAGCGGUGUGGAGAGGUGACGUUGACCGGAUGUGUGUAGCGGAGCGUGCCGUGUGGCUUUGACCAUGAGCCGGCUGAUGUUGGGCCGGACCCUGGAGCGGAUCUGCAAGGCUGUGCUGUUGCUCUGCCUGGUGCACUUCCUCAUCAUGAUGAUCCUCUACUUCGAUGUCUACAGCCAGCGCUUCGACAUCUUCAGCCGUUUCAACAACGGCCGUGGAGCGAACAGCUCACGAGGACCACACCACUACUACUAUAAUUUCUCCAGCGGAAGGCCCAACACUACCUUUGCAAGCUACCUGGCUACAGCUGACCAUCUUCUGCCCAGCACCAAGCCAGAGGUCAACCACACACCGCCGACCCCUAAGCCAUUACCACCAUGUCCGGAAGCACCUCCUGGCCUGGUGGGACGUCUCCUCAUUGAAUUCAGCUCCCUGAUAACCCUCGAGCGGGUGCAGAGAGAGAACCCUAAUGUGACAGAAGGGGGUAAAUACACUCCUCCGGACUGCCGGCCAAGACAAAAGGUGGCCAUCAUCGUCCCAUUCAGACACAGAGACAACCACCUUAAAUAUUGGCUUCACUACCUGCACCCAGUCCUGCGCAGACAGAAGAUCGACUAUGGGAUCUUUAUCAUCAACCAGCUUGGCGAGGACACCUUCAAUCGGGCCAAGCUUCUCAACGUUGGCUACACGGAGGCUCUUAAAGACGCAGAAUAUGACUGCUUCAUUUUCAGUGACGUGGACCUGAUCCCUAUGGAUGACCGGAACCUGUACCACUGUUAUGACCAGCCCCGUCAUUUUGCCAUUGCCAUGGACAAAUUCGGCUUCAGGCUACCUUAUGCGGGGUACUUUGGAGGGGUGUCCGGCCUUAGCAAAAAACAGUUCCUCAAAAUCAAUGGCUUCCCUAAUGAGUACUGGGGUUGGGGAGGUGAAGAUGAUGACAUUUACAACAGGUAA
This is a messenger RNA of Carassius auratus (goldfish), 1931 nucleotides long. RefSeq names its product beta-1,4-galactosyltransferase 2-like. The transcript is spliced from 5 exons. Bases 1044 to 1931 code for a protein of 295 amino acids. The record is from RefSeq and is a predicted model, not a curated record. Lineage: Eukaryota; Metazoa; Chordata; Actinopteri; Cypriniformes; Cyprinidae. Gene Ontology annotation, cellular component: Golgi apparatus. Gene Ontology annotation, biological process: carbohydrate metabolic process. Gene Ontology annotation, molecular function: galactosyltransferase activity.